UCACUUUCCUAUGCUGUUUAAGUGCCAGAAUGAGUGACCGCUAUCUAGAACAAAGGAUUAGUAUCAAGUUUUGCGUGAAAUUGAACAAGUCUGCAAGUGAGACCCACCAUCUUUUGAAAGAAGCUUAUGGGAAUGAAGUCAUGUCAAGGGCCCGAGUUUUCGACUGGCACAAAAGAUUUAAAGAAGGGCGGGAAGACGUUCGAGAUGACGCCCGGAGUGGUCGUCCAGUCACCCACCGGACGGAUGAAAAUAUCCAGAAGGUCAAGGACUUGGUUUGUUCAAACAGGCGGUUGACGGUGAGGAUGAUGGCCGAAGAGUUAAAUUUAGAUAAAGAAACCGUUAGACUCAUUUUGAAAGAAAACUUGAAUAUGAGGAAAGUUUCUGCAAAAGUUAUAUCAGGUAUUUUGAAGGAUGAACCUAAACCUCGGAGAUUUGACUUUCAGUCUGAUCUUUCAAAGGAAACUAGGAAAAAUAGCUCGUGUGUAAGGAAAAAGAUAACAAGUUCUGAAACAUGGACUCAUCUCCAGUGUGAAGCUGGUGGGGAAAUACCUCUGCCUGUAUCCCAUCCCCAAAACCACUACCCUGCCAGCCAGCUUCUGCAGGCAUCCUCAUCAACAAGCCUUCCCCCCAGGGCAGCUCAGGAUUGGUUCACCCCGUGGUGAAAGGAAUGUGAGGUAGCUGAGCCUGAGCUAGAAAGCUGCGUCACAGGCACCUUCAUUUGCUGCUCAUCCAUUUUCAGUCUUCACCCGCUCCUUCCCACGUUACCACCCUCCUAGUUACCCUUGCUGGACUACUGGGCCGUCUUCCAAUUUUGAGGAACUUUUGCCUGUUGACUUCUGGUACUUACUUGUUUCCUGAUUUCUUUUGCUUGUUAAAGUUUGGGUCUCCUUGCUGCCCAAACCUUAGCUUGUUGUGGCUGUCCUGUUCCUGUGUUCUCAACAUUCUGCCUAAGGGGAUCAUACCACUGAAAGGUGGGAACAGGACCUCCCAGAGUCCUUCUGUGCCCAUGAAGGCAUAUUCUGGGAGGACCCCAAAAGAAGGCCUACAGUUCCAGCCUGCUUCAUAGGUACAGUUCCAGCCUGCUUCAUAUGGUACAGAAGGCAGUGGCAUGCUGACCUAGUGAGCAUUGCUAAGGGCAUAUCCAGCCCAAAUGACUCAGUGGGAACCCCUCAUUACACAGGGGUUGGCCACCUGUACUCACCUUCUCACAGACCUGUCUUUUACAGAAGAGCUGGAUUUGUUUCAUGAGUCCUGUGCUCUGGACCCCCACUCAUUUGGGUAUCCCCUCUGCUGGAAGAGGAGGAUUUGGUCCUAGAAAAUAUAAGCCAGGGGACUCAGGCCCAGGCCGCGAUGUGUGAGGAGGAAGACGAGGUGAUACUCUAGACCUUGAAUUGAGGGAGUCUGCUGCUUAUGUGCUGAUUCCCACACAGUGGCCUGUUUUUAGUAACUAGUGCCAACACCAUCAGGUGGUUUUUGAGCACCUGCAGUUUUUAGAACACUGCCGGGCAUUGACCGUGUGAAGGUAUAAAACAAGAUCACCAAGGGCCGGCUGGGUGGACAUCCAGAUGAGAUGAUUCCUGACUGGAUCCAUAAAGAAAGGGCUGGAGUGAGCCUUCCAAAGAUGCUGGACAAAGACCAUGCUGGAUCAUAGGGUACCAGAAGCAUUGUUGGCCCAGACAGGGUUUGGACACAGCAACCGGAAGCAGACUGAUCUCCCUUUCUAUCCCAUUCUGGUUCAAAAUCGACAUGGAAUAUUAUAUUCCACAGCUGGAAGUCCAAGAGAAUAGACACCUUCCAGGGAAGAUCAUCCCAUCAGUGAUUUUAUCUAAUUCUUCCUCCACCCAUCACGCCUCCCUACCUUAUUUCCAUCUGCCCCACCAGUAAUGAGCAAAAACAGAAUAAAAUAUUCACCAACGUUUGAUUUCAAAAAACAUGGAUAGUUCUUCAGUCUUCUGAAUUCUGCCCCUGGCUCUGAAUCCUCACUGAAAUGUUGUUUGGGAAGAAUGUGUACCUGGGACCUGCUUUCCAGAGCCUUCCUUUCAGAUCCAUUUCUUAAGAGUUCAGAUUUGCCAGUGGAGAUGCCUGGGAUCAAUCUGGGUACCAACUGACUUGAGGACAUACAGUAAAGGAGGGGGCUACUAUUGGGGAACUCUGUUUCUGCAUCACAUACACUGCUCAGCCAGCCUGCUAUUUGCAGAACACCUGGUCAGCAAGGCUCACUAGGCUUCUUGGGAUUGGGUCUCACCAGGGUCCCAUGUGGCACAAUUAGCAAGAGGUUCCUUUGCUGCUGGAACUGUAUAUGCAGCCCUGUGUUCUCCAACUGCUUCUUGGUUGGAUCAGAGCCCUCAGAUUUUACCGGCCUUUACACACUAUCCAAGGCAGCCUUCAUGUAUUGCUCUUCUCUAGUCUCUGCCUUUUCAGAUCCUUGCAAAUACUGUGCCAGUUGUAUCACUCUUGUCCCAGUAUUAAUAUCUAGAAGUAAAAAAUCUGUAGUGGGAAACUUCAGUACCUCCAAGGACCCUUGGAUCUAGUGAAGGGGUCAGUAAAUUUUCUCUGUAAGGGAAAUGUCUUAGGAUUUGUGGGCCAUACAGUCUGUGUAGUAACUGCUCAGCAUUUUAUUGCAAAAGCAGACCUAGCUAAUACAGAAACAGAUGAACAUGGCUGUGUCCUAAUAAAACUUUAUCUAUGGAUACUAGAAUUUGAAUUUCAUAUAAUUUUCACAGGUUACAAAAUACUAUUUUGAUUUUGUUCAACUGUUUAAAAAUGUAAAAAAGCCAUUCUUAGACUUCUUAGUUUAUACACCAGAGAAAAAUGGAUGGUGGGCCAGGUUUGGCCCAUGGACCAUAGUUUGCCUACCCCUGGUCUAAUGUAUAUGAGAUGUGUAUGUAAGAUGACAGAUGAUUGAUCCUUUUCCAUCAAUAACGUUGUUAAUGCCAUAUUGAUCCAGCAGUGUCUGACAGUUUAUUAUCUAGAAAUUGUGGACUAUUGGAGGGGAUCUUUACAGUGCCAGGAGAGUGAACUAGAACUGAAUGAGUGACUAGUUUAUCUUGACCAUAUUGACUAAAAAUAAUAUUACACAAACUACUACUUAUAUCAUGCCCUUAUAAUAUCUCAGAAACAAUUUGGGCAAUACUGCAAAUAGUUAAAAGUUGCAACCAGUGGUAACAGAAUGAACUGAAGGUGGGUCCAAAGUUUCCAUGGCUACGGGCAGCAGUUGGAUGAGUUUACGUUUUUACCUGUGGGAGUGACUACUGUGGAGGUGACAACACCCCCUGAAUCAUACACUUCUUUGCAUGCUGGUGCCCAGGGUGUACCCUUUCACAUGUGUUUACUUGUUCUUCCCCUAAAGAGAGCCGUAUCACAUCACCUUCAGUUAAACUGAUGUUCUAAAAUUGAAAUAGAAUCUCAGGAUUGGACAGAUCUUUACGAGGGUAUUUCUAAUCCAGCCAGUCAAGUUUCCCUUGAAUCCAGGAGUGACUGACUCCUACAGCUGCUGAAAAAAAACGCAUCUGAAAGAAGAGUCUGUGUUAAUUGAAUACAUUUCUGUCAAGCGACUGUGUGUUCUAGGCACUAUCCUGUGUGCUGGGGUGCAGCAGUGGACGAAACCGACACAGGCCCUCGAUCUGACAGUCUGAAAUCUAAUUAUAUUACUCUUCACUUUGGUAGAACUCCUCUUGCAUGUGCUCACACUAACUCGUUAUUUGCAUACCCGGCAAUAGGUAUGACCUCUGCCAUUGGCCUCUGUGCUGGGGUCAUAAAGCCUCUCCAACUGCAUGAAUAACUUGAGGACUGUGUGUUCCACUUAAAUUUUAUUAUCCUUUAGACAGAUCUGUAUUGGUAGAAAAACACUCUGGCAAUGUUGAAAGUGUAAAUUGGCAACUGCUUUCUGAAAAGCAAUUUGGCAGUAUCUAUCAGGAGCUUUAAAAAUAUUUAUAUCUUCUGAUCCUCUAAUUCCGCUUCUGGGACUCUGUCCUAAAGAAAUAGUCUAAAAUGUGGGCAGAAUUUAUACUUAACAAUCCAGAAGUCCAACAGUAGAAAGUUGGUUAAAUAAAUUACCAUAUGAUUGUACAAUAGACGAUUAUACAGUCAUUAUAAUUAAUGUUUAUGAACUGUUAAAACAGUGUGGCAAAAUGCUUAUAAUGUUAAGUGAAAAGACUGUACACAAAAUAGUAUAUAUAAAUCCAAAAAUGUUUUUUUAAAUGACUGGAAUGGGUGUGCUAAGUCUGGGUGGUUCAGUUAUAAGUGUUUUCUUAAUUUCUCUGUUUCUUCUCCUUUAAAAAUUUCUCCAAAAUGUUACCACUUUUAUCAUCAGAAUAAAACAGUAGCACCAAAAGGUGGCAAUGGAGACAGGCCAAACCGCUCAUUUGGUCUGUGAGCAAUUAACUGGCUGGGUGGACAUGGAGGCUGUGUGAUACUGUGUUGGUAGCAAGAGUGUAGGACAGAAGGGAAAACGGCCUGCCACAGAGGAGAAGGCAAGGGACCAGAAUCCCUACAAAAAAAGCCAAAGUGAUAUGAGAAGUUACAGUGAGUGGCAUGCUCCUGUUAUGUAAUCCUAGGUAAAUAAAAGUGCACGUAUGGAUCAAGUAUGUUCUGACAAUGGGAAAAGAUAUGGAAAUACUCUCCCAAGUAAAAUUAACCUCAUUCUUGCAAUCUUUCAUACCAAGUGAGUAUUCUCAAGAUGGAUUUUAUUACAGCUGAUUCUCUGAAGAAUCCUUGAGACUUCCAUAUAAUUUUGUUAGGAUAGGAGUGGCUUGUGAUGUGCCAGGCCUACCUCCUCCCAUACUGGAACACUCAAGCAACAUGGAUGUACAUGGGAAUAUUUGGUAUCCCACACUGAGAAUUCUGCAACAUAUCAUUAGUCAUCUUAAUGUUGUAACUUAACAAAACUAAAGUUUGCAAAUGUUAUUUUGAUGGAAUCCAGAAUUGCUGUGCUUUUUGUUUAUGUCUGAAGAGUAAUUAUGUUAUGGGUAAAGUGAGAAAUGGUGUAGAUAAUGCCUAUCCAUAGAUGAAAUGGUUGUUAUCUUGGGAAAAUAUGUCCUUUGUUGUUGCUUUAGCAAAAUGUUUACCAUUAAAAUGCCAAAUAUACCUCUUUGGUAAAAUUUCAAACUUUCAAAUGAGUAUGUACAUCUUUUA
Messenger RNA from Zalophus californianus (California sea lion), 5133 nucleotides. RefSeq names its product GVQW motif containing 3 (gene GVQW3). The record is from RefSeq and is a predicted model, not a curated record. The transcript has 3 exons. NCBI's taxonomy places the organism in Eukaryota, Metazoa, Chordata, Mammalia, Carnivora, Otariidae. The coding region runs from base 30 to 662 and encodes 210 amino acids.